Messenger RNA from Micropterus salmoides (largemouth bass), 1153 nucleotides. Its product is annotated as microfibril-associated glycoprotein 4-like. The transcript has 6 exons. Bases 110 to 832 code for a protein of 240 amino acids. NCBI's taxonomy places the organism in Eukaryota, Metazoa, Chordata, Actinopteri, Centrarchiformes, Centrarchidae. Gene Ontology annotation, biological process: elastic fiber assembly. The record is from RefSeq and is a predicted model, not a curated record.
GAUUAAUGAUUUAUUAAUCUUUGGAUUAUAAAUAAGAGAGAGAGACAUCCGAGACAUCAGAGCGUUCAGACACACCGACAUCUGGAUUUGCAUCGGCAGAAAUCUGACAAUGAAGCUGGUAUCAGUCGUCUUCCUCCUCCUGGCUCCUCUGUCGACCAGCUCCAUGCCCCUCGUCCUCCCAUUGGACUGCAGUGACAUCUAUAACAAUGACAACAGCCGACCCAGUGGAGUGUACACCAUCUAUCCCAUCGGAGCCACCUCUGCUGUCCAGGUGUACUGUGACAUGGACUCACUAGGAGGACGAUGGACGGUGUUCCAGAGGAGGAUGGACGGCACCGUGAACUUCUACAGGGGCUGGGAUCAGUACAAGCUGGGCUUUGGUAGCGCUGCUGGAGAGUACUGGCUCGGUCUUGAGCCUCUCUUCCACCUGACUCUGAGGAAGAAGUACGAGCUGCUGGUCGACAUGGAGGACUUCAGUGGAAACAAAGCGUUCGCUCGUUACUCCUCGUUCUCCAUCGACUCAGAGUCUGACGGAUACAGACUGCAGGUAUCUGGAUUCACUGAUGGAGGGGCAGGAGACCCUAUGAAUCUUCACAACGGACAGAAGUUCUCCACCUUUGACAAAGACCAGGACACCUUGCCCGACGACUGUGCCAGAUCAUUCCUGGGGGCGUUCUGGUAUGGUCCGGGGUGUCACACUACAAACCCCAACGGGGUUUAUCGUUGGGGGGCUAACAGGAUGCUCGCUGGUGUUGGAGUGACCUGGUACACUUGGAAGGGUAAUUUCUACUCUCUGAAGACCAUCAGCAUGAAGAUCCGUCCUGUGCAGUAGUUCUCCAGGACCAACGUACAGCAGAAUAUCAGCAGCUGAUCUCUCUCACGUAUCUAGAACAUAAUCUGACAUGAUGUUUAGAUGGAAACAGACACAUAGAGUCUGAUAACGUGUUGAUAACUGCAUUAACUGCCAACAUAGAGAAAUGAGUCUCUGCUGGUUCAGAUGUUACCUUCAGUCUGCUGGCUGCAACUAAACACACUCAGCUUUAAAGUCAAACUCACUAGUUUCAACACAACGUUUGGUGGAGGUUUGAAACCCUAAUGUGAAUCAUUAUCUGCUGUACGCUGACAAUAAAUGUGAAGCUGAGCAUGAAGCUGA